Messenger RNA from Acanthaster planci (crown-of-thorns starfish), 2327 nucleotides. It is a transcript of the gene ftcd, whose product is annotated as formimidoyltransferase cyclodeaminase. The record is from RefSeq and is a predicted model, not a curated record. Gene Ontology annotation, molecular function: folic acid binding; transferase activity. NCBI's taxonomy places the organism in Eukaryota, Metazoa, Echinodermata, Asteroidea, Valvatida, Acanthasteridae.
AGGACGCAUUAUUGUUUGAUGAGAUCCACCGUACCUGUCGAGUUGGCACAAGGGGCGAGAAAAAAACAAGACAGAGUUACCCAAAGCUCGUGGUGUAACGUCACAUGUAGAAGACACAGACUAAGCACUUAAGCAGGAAAGAUGAAUAAAUUCGCGAAAGUGGUGGAAUGUGUGCCCAAUUUUUCAGAAGGGAGGAGCAAAGAGGUCAUCGACGCCAUCGCCCAUGCACUCAUCCACACCGAGGGAUGCCACCUGCUGGAUGUGGACCCCAGUCCCUCCACCAACCGCACCGUCUACACCUUCGUGGGAUCUCCAGAUGUCGUCAUCGAGGGUGCUCUCAAUAUGGCCCGGGUGGCAGCCCGGUUGAUUGACAUGCGACAUCACCAUGGCGAGCAUCCACGCAUGGGGGCGCUAGACGUCUGCCCCUUCAUUCCUGUCAAUAAUACAACCAUCGAGGAGUGUGUCAAGUGUGCGAAAGAAUUCGGCCAGCGGCUUGCCCAAGAACUCUCGGUUCCAGUUUAUCUCUACGGCGCGGCCGCUUCAGAGGAGAAGAGAAAACUUCUGUCUGACAUUCGAGAGGGAGAAUAUGAGAAACUGGACACUAAACUUGCCAACCCGGACUGGCUGCCCGACUUUGGCUCAGCCGAGUUUGUCCCGUCCUGGGGCGCGACGGCCACCGGUGCCCGCAAGUUCCUCAUCGCCUACAAUGUCAACCUGCUGGGCACCAAGGAACAGGCACACCGCAUCGGGCUCAAUGUCAGGGAGCAAGGUCGCGGCCCCGACAAGCCGGGAAGACUGAAGUCCGUUCAGGGCAUCGGUUGGUGGCUAGCCGAGGCUAACCUGGCCCAGGUCAGCUUGAAUCUCCUGGAUUUUGAGGUCACACCGCUCCACCAGGCUUUCGAAGAGUGUGUCAAGGAUGCCGAGGAGUUGAAUCUAGCCGUCUGCGGCUCUCAGAUCGUUGGCCUGGUUCCCCUGCAGGCCAUGUUAGAUGCCGCCGAGUAUUACAUCAAGAAAGACAACCUCUUCAUCCUGGAGGAAGACCAGAAGAUUCGACUGGUGAUUAACAAGUUGGGCCUGAGUUCUCUGAGCCUCUUCAAGCCGAACGAGCGAAUCAUUGAGUACAUGAUUCGGGAGGACGAAGCCAUCGACGCACCCUUGGCCAAUAUGAGCCUCAAGUCCUUCAUCAAGAGUGUUGGAUCUAGGACCCCAGCCCCAGGGGGCGGAUCUGUGUCAGCCGCCAUAGGGGCCUUGGGUGCUGCGCUGGCCAGCAUGGUCGGAUGGAUGACUUACGGCAACAGGAAGUUCGAACAGCUGGACGCAACUAUGCGACGUCUCAUACCGCAGAUGAAUGACGUCAUGCAGAGCCUGAUACCCCUGGUGGACGCCGACGCCGCUGCUUUCAAUGGCUUCAUGAUGGCCAACAAACUUCCCAAGAAUACAGAAGAAGAAAAGAAGAUACAUGACGAUUGCACCCAGGCUGCCAUUCGCACCGCCAUCUCGGUACCCAUGCAGGUGGCCAAAUGCAUCACCGGUGUCUGGGAACCACUGAAGGAGAUGGCCAAGCAUGGUAACACGCAGUGCGUCUCGGACCUGCAGGUCGGAGCCAAAGCACUGGAGGUGGGCGUGUUGGGUGCCUACUACAACAUCAUGAUCAACAUUCCAAAUGUGGAGGAUGCUGGUUUCAAAGCCAAGGCGAAAGAGGACGUAGAGGGGUUCUUGAAGCUGGCAAGAGAGGGCGCUGCAGAGGUGCUCAAAAUUGUAGAUGAAAGAGCUUAGAGGCGAAUGAGAGUCGUAUACCGUAUUUGUCCCUUGAGUAUAUCAGAUAUCCUAAUUAAAACAAUACGUCUCACGUCUGCAUGUUUUCUGAAGACACCCAUGCAACUCUUCAUAGUUCAGGUCAGCUAGGUUAGGUCGAGUUGAAGCUCAGAUAUGCAAUACAUGCUAAAACAUAAUUGCGCAAUUCUCUGUGUUCAUAAAUAUGCUUUUGUGGUGCGUAUUGAAAUCAUUUUAUAAUAUGGAAGUGUGACGGAAUAGCUGUGCCGUAGGACGUGUGCUUUGUUUUCCAGCCGGUGUGGUUUUAAAUGUGAUAUACCCUGCGAUAAUGCAACCCGUCUUUCCUUUUUUGUUUUUUCUUCCAAAAGGGAGAUGGUUGAAUGACGGUAGUAAUUGUUCUUUACAAACCGCUUUAAUAUAUGACACAACAGCAAUACAUCUUGUGUGUGCCCUGAAAGUGUGAAAUGUGACACUGUUUAAUACGAGCGAUUCACAAUAGUGCGCCACCAAGAGUUUGCAACACGUUGGCCAAUCAUAACGCGCGAAAUUUGUCG